AUCUUGUUCCAAGAGCACUGUUCUUUCUAUCUAUACCAUCAUAUAACACACAUCACCGCUUUAAAUUUUGCAAAACUCACUCGAUCAACGUACCAAAUCACCCGACACGCACUCAUAACCUCCGUUAAAUCCACAAAACAAAUUGCACUUAGAAUAACGCAACAUCAAUAUUUAAAAGUGAGAAAUCAAAGCUCCUCGUCUUUGCAGUCGUCUAGCGCCAAGAAGCAAGGAUAACGUUCUAGCUUUGGGACAUAGGCCGUUGAAGAUAUGAUCGAUCAGACGGGGCCUAGAUCUAAUCUAGCUAGCUAGCAAGUGACCAUAUCUUAUCCUUUGUAGCCAGUACCCACCAUGCCGCCGCCAUGCGUAAUGUGGCGUCGACGUCACAAUAUAUAGGGUAGCCCACCAGCUAGCCUCCGGUCGUGGCACGCCGGCCGGCCGGCCAUUGUUCGUUGGCAGCGAGAGUUGGAGCGACGGGCAAGCCAAUCCAGCAUGGGCGGCGGCGGCGGCGUGCAUCGGCGAGCGGCGGCGCUGCUCUUCGUGGUGGUGCUAGCCGCGGUGGAUCAGGCCGGCAAAAGCGUCUGCGAGGCGCAGCUCCGGCGCGGGUACUACGCCGGCGUGUGCCCCGACGUGGAGUCCAUCGUCCGCGGCGUGGUGGCCAGGAAGGUCCAGCAGACGGCAGCCACAGUCGGCGCCACCGUGCGCCUCUUCUUCCACGACUGCUUCGUCGAGGGCUGCGACGCGUCGGUGAUGGUGGCGUCGACGGCGAACAACACGGCGGAGAAGGACCACGUCAUCAACCAGUCCCUGGCCGGCGAUGGCUUCGACACGGUGAUCAGAGCCAGGGCGGCCGUGGACGCCGUGCCGGGGUGCCGCGGCAAGGUGUCCUGCGCCGACGUGCUCGCCAUGGCCACCAGGGACGCCAUCGCGCUGGCCGGCGGGCCGUCGUACGCUGUGGAGCUUGGUCGGCUGGACGGGCUGAGGUCGACGGCCAGCAGCGUCAACGGGAGGCUGCCGGCGCCCUUCUUCAACCUGGACCAGCUGAGCCAGAUGUUCGCCGCCAACGGGCUGUCGCAGGCCGACAUGAUCGCCCUCUCAGCCGGGCACACGGUGGGGCUGGCACACUGCGGCACGUUCUCGGGACGUCUGCGGGGGCCGUCGGCGCCGGACCGGACGCUGGACUCGGGGUACGCGGCGCAGCUUGCGGCGUGGUGCCCGGCCGGGGUGGACCCGCGGGUGGCCGUGGCCAUGGACCCCGUGACGCCCGUCGCCUUCGACAACCAGUUCUUCCGCAACCUGCAGGCCGGGAAGGGCCUUCUGGCGUCGGACCAGGUGCUGCACGCGGACCCUAGGUCCAGGCCCACCGUCGACGCGCUGGCCCAGAGCAGCGUGGCGUUCGAGCGGGCCUUCGUGGAGGCCAUGACGAAGAUGGGCCGCGUCGGCGUCAAGACGGCCCGGGACCGGCAGGGCAACGUCCGCCGCGACUGUGCCGUGCUCGGCUGAUUAAUUAAUAAUACAGACAGGCCUUUCGAUGUUUUUAUUCAGUUUGCUCCGGACUUUUUAACGUACGUGCGUACGCACGGCGGAUUGCCACAUGCAUGCACUGAUACGUAUCUAUACGUAUCGGAUCGUGUCGUCUACUACUACAGCUGGGUACGUACGUCACUGGUGAAUUGAAGUUUACACGUAGCUAGAUUGAUUGAUUA
Molecule: messenger RNA, 1703 nt
Organism: Zea mays
Lineage: Eukaryota; Viridiplantae; Streptophyta; Magnoliopsida; Poales; Poaceae
Product: Peroxidase 73
Exons: 4
Coding region: 490-1500 (336 amino acids)
Biological process (GO): hydrogen peroxide catabolic process; response to oxidative stress
Molecular function (GO): peroxidase activity; heme binding
Source: RefSeq, a predicted model, not a curated record